This is a messenger RNA of Fraxinus pennsylvanica, 1416 nucleotides long. NCBI's taxonomy places the organism in Eukaryota, Viridiplantae, Streptophyta, Magnoliopsida, Lamiales, Oleaceae. The record is from the annotation of a GenBank genome assembly.
AUGGAUCCAGUCUCAGCUUGGGGCAACAGCUCACUUUCCACAAUCGACACAGAAAUCCACGAUCUAAUCGAGAAGGAGAAACGCCGUCAAUGUCGCGGAAUCGAGCUGAUUGCGUCGGAAAAUUUCACUUCCUUUGCCGUAAUUGAGGCACUUGGCAGUGCAUUAACCAACAAGUACUCCGAGGGCAUGCCGGGAAACCGCUACUACGGUGGCAACGAGUAUAUUGACGAGAUCGAGAAUCUGACUCGUUCCCGUGCACUCCAGGCGUACCGUCUGGAUCCCACCAAGUGGGGUGUCAAUGUGCAGCCGUACAGUGGUAGCCCGGCAAACUUUGCCGCGUAUACUGCUGUGCUGAACCCACACGACAGGAUUAUGGGGCUUGACUUGCCAUCUGGUGGGCACUUGACGCAUGGGUACUACACUUCUGGUGGGAAGAAGAUUAGUGCCACUUCGAUCUAUUUUGAGAGCUUGCCGUAUAAGGUGGACUCGAAAACUGGGUAUAUUGAUUACGAUAGGUUGGAGGAGAAGGCUAUGGAUUUCAGGCCAAAAUUGAUUAUUUGUGGGGGGAGUGCUUAUCCUAGAGAUUGGGAUUAUAAGAGGUUCAGGGAAAUUGCUGAUAAGUGCGGGGCGCUUUUGCUUUGUGACAUGGCUCACAUCAGUGGGCUUGUUGCUGCUCAGGAAGCUGCAGAUCCAUUUGAGUAUUGUGACAUAGUUACAACUACCACUCACAAGAGCCUUCGGGGUCCUAGGGCUGGUAUGAUCUUCUACAGGAAGGGUCCGAAGCCACCCAAGAAGGGCCAGCCUGAGGAUGCAGUUUAUGACUUUGAGGACAAGAUCAACUUUGCAGUUUUCCCGUCUCUGCAGGGUGGUCCUCACAACCACCAGAUUGGUGCUCUCGCCGUGGCAUUGAAACAGGCUAUGUCACCUGGAUUUAAGGUCUAUGCCAAGCAAGUCAGGGCCAAUGCAGUUGCCCUUGGAAAUUAUCUCAUGAGCAAAGGUUACAAGCUUGUCACUGGUGGAACUGAAAACCACCUUGUUCUGUGGGAUCUUCGCCCUCUUGGAUUGACAGGGAACAAGGUAGAGAAGCUUUGUGACCUAUGCAACAUUACUGUUAACAAAAAUGCCGUGUUCGGUGACAGCAGUGCAUUGGCUCCAGGAGGGGUUCGCAUUGGUGCUCCUGCCAUGACAUCAAGAGGGUUGGUCGAGAAAGACUUCGAGCAAAUUGCUGAAUUCCUCCACAGGGCUGUGACCAUAACUUUGAAUAUCCAGAAGGAGCACGGAAAGCUUUUGAAGGACUUCAACAAAGGUUUAGUGAACAACAAAGAUAUCGAGGAACUCAAGGCUGAUGUCGAGAAGUUUUCAGGCUCUUUUGACAUGCCGGGAUUCCUGAUGUCUGAGAUGAAGUACAAGGACUAA